This is a messenger RNA of Pelodiscus sinensis (Chinese soft-shelled turtle), 2807 nucleotides long. RefSeq names its product HHLA2 member of B7 family (gene HHLA2). Gene Ontology annotation, cellular component: external side of plasma membrane. NCBI's taxonomy places the organism in Eukaryota, Metazoa, Chordata, Testudines, Trionychidae. Gene Ontology annotation, biological process: positive regulation of T cell proliferation; negative regulation of T cell proliferation; T cell costimulation. The record is from RefSeq and is a predicted model, not a curated record.
UGUCUGUCUCAGGCUGGCAGCAGACCCAACCCCAGCUGUAUAGAAACACUUAGUGAGAUCAGAUUUCUCCCGUGCCCCGUAUCAUUCAGGUGACUGGAAUUCAUUAGGUAACUGUAAGAGUCCCACACCUUUCCGCCUUACGUUUUAUUGCAUUGCUCAAGAGACUUUUGACCUCAAAGGAAUGUUUACUCCUUACAGAUAAACGCACAUUUAAUUUCUGAACAGCUGACUCUGUGCUGCCACUUGAAACACUGAUUUCAUUUGUUGUUAUCAGUGAGAAAUGAACUUGCUGUGACUCAAAGAGGACAUGAAGGUGCAGAAUAUACUCAUCUUUCUGUUUCAUUUGUAUGUUGUGGUUUCAGGUCUUGAAGUAGUAACUGGGAUGUUUUCCGAAGAUUGUAUCCUACCGUGUUCUUUUGCACGUGCGGACGGUGAGGUAAUUUACUGGAAGAAAGGAGACAAAAAUGUGCACAGCUACUACUACAAGAAGGAUCAGCUACACAGCCAAGACUUUGCGUACAAGGGGAGAACGUCCCUUUUCCAUGACCAAAUUCCCAGUGGAAAUGCCUCCUUGAAACUGAGUAACCUGAGCCUGAGUGAUGAGGGCUCCUACAGCUGCUAUGUGGGGACAAAUCAAGACAAAACAGAAGUGGAAGUCAGGCUGCUUGUAACAGUUUCUCCAUCUUAUGCAAUGGAAUAUGAAAAGCGAGACACAGAGAGAUUGUUGAAAUGUCUUGCCUUUUAUAUCUAUCCUGAACCAAACAUAACAUGGGCAUACAACAAUACAUCUAUGCAAAGAACCAAAACGGACGUAACCUGGGAUGGCCCUCCCUAUUUCGUUAGAAGUGAGCAGAACAUUGUAAAUGUAAAUUCUUCUUACCAGUGUCACAUUCAACUUUUCGACCAAAACUGGACUGCUGAAUGGAGAAUGGAAGAGCAGUGUUCCAAAAAGGAAGGAGAUACCAUUUCAAUUCCAUGUGAAUUUAAGGCUGAAAGGUCUCCAAAUAUUAAAGACUUCAUAGUCACUUGGACAAUAAUCAGAAAUGCAUCUACCUCAAUUUUGGCAUCCUUCAAAAGUUCAUCACCAGUCCCUGAACUGUAUGAAACACGACUCUCUUGGAAGAAAAUCAAUGAAUCAGUAAUCUUACAAGAUCUUACUCUGGCAGACAGCGGAGAAUAUGUGUGCAAUAUUUCAGCACCACACUAUACACAACUCACUGUAAGAAUGUUGAAAGUUGAAAACAUCACUUCACCUCACCACUGGAUAACUUCUGUAGUAGUGCUUAUGCUUAUCUUCAUCCUCAUCAUCGGGGGGAUUGCCGUUACACGGUGUGUUAUGAAGGUGUGUAUCGCUUCAUUAUCUAUUUUUGUAAAUCCUUCCACAAAAUGUUAGAAAAAGAUGCAUGCACAAAUACAACUACAAUUGUGGUUAGAAUUUGGAUGCUUGACAAGCAUACAGCCGGUCCCCGAGUUACGAAUGCAUCAACUUAUGACCGUUCGUAUUUACGACCAGCCUCCUAUAUAGCUGCUACCCCAGUUACAAAUGAAAUCUGCACUUACAAACAGUGCGGCCGUAUGUAAGUGAAUGUAAUCUGCCUUACAAACAGAUCGAGUUACGACCAAGUGCUUGGUACAUAACUCGUUCGUAAGUUGGGGACUGGCUGUAUUCUAUUUAGUUGAGUUAAGAAGCUGGCAGAAGAGUGAAGCUAUAAAAUCAUAGAUUGUAAUUAAAAUUCUCCUGUUUUUGCUACCCCUUGUAGUUAAUAUGCAGCCCCAGUGGGAAUGACCCCUAGACUGCAAGCAGUGUCUGCCUUGCUCUAUUGUAGAUGUUGUCUUGGCUGAGUGACCCAGGGCAGGCCCGUUUUGCUCUACAGAUAUCUAAGGGGUGGUCAGGAAGUUGUUUCUCUGCAAGAGCACUCUGCACCCCACUGAGCUAAAAAACAAUCCUCAGGCAGGCUCUCCAUUUGAAUAUGAAGGUGCAUGCCAGCAUAUCCAGCCUUAACCCGGCAAUAACGUGUCCAGAUAUGUGCCAUCUUAGGUGAUACAUGAGGGAGGCAUGAGAGGGCACAUGCCCCCAAAUGCCAUGAGCAGGAGUGACAAAGGGCCAGAGUCCGUGGGCAUCUGCGGGGUCCAGUAGAGGACCUAGCACAUGCAGUAUGGGUCUGCCCUCUCACACUCACCAUUGGCUGAGAGACAAGUGGAGCUAUACAGCUCAGGCUCACCCUACUCCUCUGCUGCGUUACUCGGGGGGAACACAGGACCAUCCCCAUGCUCACCAUCAGGAAGCAGAGUGAUGCAGCUGGAGGAGCAAAGUGAGCUGGGGCUAUGCUGCUCCACUUACCCUACCACUGUGGUGAGUGCAAGGGGGUUGACUUGUCCUCCCUCCACCACACUGCUGGUGCUGCCCUUCACUGUGCUGGUCCCCCGGGCCGUAUUGUUUGGGGGAAAGUAAGGUUAGGGCAGGGGUGAGGAAGAGGAUGGGAUGGGGGUGAAGGGCAGGGUCUGGGGGAGAUGGGAGUUGUCCCCUGGCUGUGGGGGUGGGAGAUCAAGUGGCCCACUCCCUUCAUCAUUUGCCCUGGCAUCCAAUCUCUGUUAUUGAAAUGAAAACUCACUUAUUUACAUCUCAGCACAGCUGCUCUUUCCUGACUCUCAGAUCCACAUUUUUUAGGGAUCCACAGGGAUUGGCUCAGGUUUGCUGCAGAUCCCAAGUCAUUUGAGGUUACAGGCCAUCCCCUGCCCACUGUCAGGCUGUGUCUAGACUGGCAAGUUUUUCCGCAAAAGGAGCUGCUUUUGUGGAAAAACUUGCA